Ceutorhynchus assimilis (cabbage seed weevil) is the source of this 2181-nucleotide messenger RNA. NCBI's taxonomy places the organism in Eukaryota, Metazoa, Arthropoda, Insecta, Coleoptera, Curculionidae. The record is from the annotation of a GenBank genome assembly.
AUGGCGAACACAGCGCAUUUAGUCCGUAGACAAAGUUCACGCGAUCUACACGUACCAAGAUCACUAGACCGUUUGGAAUUGAAGGAAAUGAAAGGACGAUUAGUGCCAAUUGAAAAUGGAGGCUCCAGCUAUGGUGCUACAAAUAUCGCUUUUGAAGACACCAGUCCUGGAACUAAACACAAAUCUAGUUCUCCAGUUGAUCCAGAAUUACAACAGGACGGCAAAGGUGUCUUCAAACCGGAUUGCGUUGAGGAAGAACGCGAAUCGUGGGACAGUAAACUGACAUUUCUUCUAGCGAUUGUGGGCUACGCCGUAGGUCUUGGCAACGUCUGGAGAUUUCCGUAUUUGGCUCAGAAAAACGGCGGCGGGGCUUUUCUGAUACCGUAUUUCGUUAUGUUGGCCAUCGAAGGGAUUCCAAUUUUUUAUUUGGAAUUGGCAAUUGGGCAACGGUUAAGAAAAGGCGCCAUUGGAGUUUGGAAUCAGGUCUCGCCAUUUUUAGCAGGUAUAGGCAUUAGUAGCGCUUUCGUAUCAUUCAACGUGGCUCUAUAUUACAAUUCCAUAAUCGCUUGGUGCCUCUUCUACUUCAUGCAGAGCUUCCAAUCGAAAUUGCCUUGGGCCGAAUGCCCCAACCUCUAUUUUCCUAACGGCUCUUACACACCAGAACCUGAAUGCCUUGCAAGCAGUCCAACUCAAUUUUUCUGGUACAGAACAACGCUAAUGGUAUCGGAAGACAUCAACACUCCGGAAGCUUUCAACUGGAAAAUAGCUUUGGCUUUGGUGGUGGCCUGGAUAUUGGUUUAUUUGUGCAUGAUAAAAGGCAUAGCGUCGUCUGGAAAAGUGGUCUAUUUCACGGCAACUUUUCCAUAUUUGGUGCUAAUUAUUUUCUUUUUUCGUGGUAUAACUUUGAAAGGAGCAUCGGACGGACUCAGACAUUUAUUCACACCAUCCUGGCACACGAUUCUGGAUCCAGUCGUUUGGCUUGAAGCUGGCACGCAAAUUUUCUUUUCGUUGGGCUUAGCUUUUGGUGGCCUUAUAGCUUUUUCAUCUUACAAUCCUGUUAACAAUAAUUGCUAUAGGGACGCUAUAAUGGUUUCAAUGACCAAUUGCUUCACCUCAAUGUUUGCUGGCAUUGUAGUAUUUUCCAUAAUAGGCUUCAAGGCAACAAUGACGUAUGAAAAAUGCUUAGAGGACCGUAAUAAGUCUUUGACUGAUCUAUUUGGACCAAGUUAUGACGUCGAUAUAGCUUUUCCAGUGAAUGCUGGAUCAAUUUUCAAUUACACAGAUUUUAAUGGCGGCUUUAGAAGUAUCCUACUUCCAAAACUACCAGUGUGCGAUCUAGAAAAAGAGUUGGAUAAUUCUGCUUCUGGUACAGGUUUAGCCUUCAUCAUCUUCACAGAAGCAAUCAAUCAAUUUCCAGGAGCCCAAUUCUGGUCCAUACUUUUUUUCCUCAUGCUUUUCACGUUGGGCAUCGAUUCCCAAUUCGGCACCCUCGAAGGUGUGGUCACUUCCAUUGUGGAUUUGAAGCUGAUGCCCAAUUUGCCCAAGGAAAUCCUCACUGGAGGUUUAUGUUUGAUUUGUUGCACUUUAUCCAUGUGUUUUGCUCAUGGAGCGGGAAGCUACAUUUUUGUUUUGUUUGAUAAUUUCAGCGGCAAUUUUCCUUUGUUGAUUAUUGCUUUUUUCGAGUGCGUCGGAGUUGCUUAUGUUUAUGGACUGAAAAGGUUUGCAGAUGAUAUUGAAAUGAUGACGGGUUCCAGGCCUGGACUUUAUUGGUUGAUUUGCUGGAAAUAUUUGUCACCCCUGGCGAUGUUGUCUAUAUUGGUUGCAAGUUUUGUGGAGAUUGCUGUGGAUGGUUCUGGAUACGAUGCCUGGGUGGCGGAAAAAGGCCAAACUGAAAAGCAUCAGUGGCCAGUUUGGGCCAUUUUUCUCAUAUCCACUUUGGUGCUGAUUUCCAUAUUGUGGAUACCUGGAGUUGCGAUUGCAAGGUUUUUUGGGUAUGUUUUGAUAGACGACAACGAGAAAGCGUGGUUUCCGGCUAGCGAAUUGAAAGAUUUUCACGGCAUAAUGCCUCACGAAACUACCACAGCGGAAAGUUUACUUUUCUGCAUCAGGCCGGACGGUUCUGAGGGCUUGUGCUGUCCCACGUAUCAUUCAUAUGACGAUGUAAUGGAAGAUGACGAAUGA